Messenger RNA from Exserohilum turcica Et28A, 1137 nucleotides. RefSeq lists its product as uncharacterized. Gene Ontology annotation, molecular function: protein binding. The record is from RefSeq and is a predicted model, not a curated record. Lineage: Eukaryota; Fungi; Ascomycota; Dothideomycetes; Pleosporales; Pleosporaceae. Gene Ontology annotation, biological process: Golgi organization. Bases 1 to 1137 code for a protein of 378 amino acids. The transcript has 3 exons. Gene Ontology annotation, cellular component: Golgi apparatus.
AUGUCCAUGUUCGGCGCCCUCAACCGCUUUAUAUCGCGGCUCGACGCCGCGCCUCUCAACGACAACCACAAUCACCACCAGUCGUCGACCAACGGCGCAUACGGCUUCCAGGUGCUGCGCAACAGCAACGCGGAAAUCCCGCUCGAGCCCUGGUUUGACUACAUCAUUGGCAUCAACGGCCGCACGAUUGACAACCCUGAUUCGGGUCUGUUUGCGGCCGAAGUGCGGAAUUGCGCUGGAUCCACGAUUAGCCUGGGUAUCUUCAGUGCAAAGGGCCAGAAGAUACGCGAAGUCUAUGUGGAGAUUCCAGCCGAUCAAGGCGCGCUAGGAAUCGCCUUGCAGUGGUCGCCGCUCUCUGUUUCAGAAGAUGUCUGGCACAUUUUGGAUGUAGCUCCCAAUUCGCCUGCGGAUGCCGCAGGACUUCUGCCUUACGGUGACUAUUUGAUUGGCAGCCCCGAAGGACUUGUGCGCGGCGAGUCUGGGCUGGGGGAGCUCGUCGACGACUUUCUCAAUAGGCCGUUGAGACUCUAUGUGUACAACCACGAGUACAACGUCACCCGGCCCGUGACGAUUACGCCGACGCGCAGCUGGGGUGGCGAAGGAGCACUAGGUUGUGUGCUUGGGUUUGGAGCGCUGCACCGCAUUCCACCUAGCUUGGACGAGCCGCCGCCAGCACCUGGAGAGACAUUGUUCUCGGCGGGGGAUGCUAGCGGGACUACGUCGUUUGACGAGAAACGACCGUUGGUAUCCUCGAUGGAAGGACCUGGUCAAGCCGGGGCACCAGCCGAGCUCUUUGUGCCAGCCAACAUGGCAUUGCCGGCCAAGUCGCCUCCUCCUCCGGGCACAGCACCACCGAGGAAGAAGGGCAGAGCGGCGCAUCACGUAGGCAGCCCAGCCAGCGGGGGCGGGGGCGGGGGCGUGCUCGACGACUACUUCAAAGAAGGCGAGCAGAAGAGCCUAGAGCAGGACUAUGCGCCCAAAAGAGGCAGCGGUGUGCCUCCUCCGCCCAAAACCGGUGGCCCGCCCAGAGGGCCGCCCAAAAGUGGCGGUGCAAGCAGAUCAGGCACGCCCUUGCAAAGCGGCGGUGAAGCUGACACGGAUGCUUCUGGAGGUGUAGGGCAUGCAGAAACGGCUUGA